GUUUUUUAAUUGAAGUCAAUUGAAAACAAUCAACAACAAAAAGCGUUAUCAACAUAUCGUGUGACAACGUAGAUAACAGACGAGUUUUCUCUAAUACCUACUGGAUUUUGAGGGUAAUCACCUAGUGGCCAACGACAAAAAUGUUUCGAGCCGUAAAUAGUUUUAACAGAAUCCUAAUGGCGAAUGGUAUGCGCAAUUUUUCUGCACUUGUGCAGACCAAGGCGCUGGUCAAUGGCAAUUGGGUAAAUUCCAGCAAUAAUGAUGUGUUCGAAGUGAAAAAUCCAGCUAACGGAGAGGUGAUUGGUCAAGUGCCGAACAUGACAGUCGCAGACGCACAGGAGGCAAUUUGUGCCGCCAAACAGGCAUUCGAGUCCAAGGAGUGGCGAUCUAUGACUGCGAAGGAUCGUUCCAAUCUCUUAAAAAAGUGGCAUAAGCUUAUCGAGCAGCAUACAGACGAAAUUGCAGAGAUAAUGACAGCUGAGUCUGGAAAGCCCAUCAACGAAUCCAAAGGGGAAGUUAUGUAUGGGAAUGCGUUUGUGGAAUGGUUUGCUGAAGAGGCGCGCCGCAUUUAUGGCGAGAUUGUCCCCAGCGGAGCGCCCAAUCGCGAGAUUAUUGUUAUGAAGCAGCCUAUCGGCGUAGCUGCACUGAUUACGCCAUGGAAUUUUCCCAUGGCAAUGAUAACGCGCAAGGCUGGCGCUGCACUGGCUGCCGGCUGCACAGUUGUUGUUAAACCAUCUGAGGAUACGCCGCUGACAGCGCUAGCCGUUGCCAAGCUAGCAGAGGACGCGGGCAUACCAAAAGGAGUCAUUAAUGUGAUUACAACCAAUAAGGCAGCCCCCAUUGGAGAUUUGUUUUGCAAGAGUCCCGAUGUGCGGGGUAUAUCAUUCACCGGGUCUACAGAAGUGGGUAAACUGCUUUUCCGCAAUGCGGCAGAUGGCAUCAAGCGUGUGUGCUUGGAGCUUGGCGGCAAUGCGCCCUUCAUUGUUUUUGAUACCGCGAACGUGGAGAAAGCUGUGGACGGUGCGAUGGCUUCCAAGUUUCGCAAUUGCGGACAGACAUGUGUCUCGGCUAAUCGCUUCUUCGUGCAGGAGGGUGUUUACGACAAGUUUGUGUCUCAGCUGAAGCAACGUGUAGAAGCGCUAAAGGUCGGACAAGGUCAGUCGUGUGAUGUCCAGAUCGGCCCUCUUAUCAACAAGAUGCAAUUCGAUAAAGUCAGCGCGUUUGUAGAGGAUGCACGUAGCAAGAGUGCUAAUAUAAUUUCGGGUGGCAAAAAUAUACCAGAGCUGGGUUCACUAUUUUAUGCACCCACUAUUAUCACGGAUGUGCCACCUACCGCGAAGCUCUACACUGAGGAGGUAUUCGGCCCUGUUGCCUCUAUUAUUAAAUUCAAGGACGAAGCAGAAGCGAUACAGAAAGCCAACGAUACACGACGUGGACUUGCUGGUUACUUUUAUAGCGAUAACCUGCAGCAGGUGUUCCGUGUGGCUAAGCGCAUGGAAGUCGGCAUGGUUGGCGUCAACGAGGGCAUAAUAUCGGCAGUAGAAGCACCAUUUGGCGGAGUCAAAGAGUCAGGCGUGGGACGCGAGGGCUCACGCCAUGGCAUUGAUGACUACGUGGACAUUAAGUAUAUAUGCAUGGGUAAUCUCAAAUACGAUUGAAAUACCUACAAUGUCACUAAAAUAUGUUCAAUUUGCAGUCUUCCAAAUAUGCUUGUUGUCUGUUAAAAAAAAUCUAGCUAGCUUAUACGCACUACACAAAAAUAAAUUUUAAAAAAAUAUACACAAUGUGAAU
Molecule: messenger RNA, 1791 nt
Organism: Drosophila busckii
Lineage: Eukaryota; Metazoa; Arthropoda; Insecta; Diptera; Drosophilidae
Gene: Ssadh
Product: succinate-semialdehyde dehydrogenase [NADP(+)] GabD
Exons: 3
Coding region: 141-1658 (505 amino acids)
Biological process (GO): GABA catabolic process
Molecular function (GO): succinate-semialdehyde dehydrogenase (NAD+) activity
Source: RefSeq, a predicted model, not a curated record